AUGGAGAAGAAGCAAGGAUUCUUCUCGGUGCUAAGGGAGGAGGUUGUGAGGGGGCUUUCUCCAUCACGGUUGCGGGGAUGGCCGAGGUCGGAGAGCCCGCGACGGAGCACAUUGCCUGUGGCGGAGCUGUUUUUGUUUUCACGGCGAUGGAAGAGGCGUGGGAUUGCUGGAGAGCUUGCGAUGCCAAGAUCCGGGAGCCUGACGCCUCUGAUGGAGGGACCAAAACACGCGGCGGGAGAGGACGCGAAGAAGGAGCGUGGGUGGGGACAGUGGGUCAAAGACCAGCUAUCACGUGCGUCGUCCGCCUCUCCUUCUGCUUCCUCCUUCCGGCGAUCGGAUCUCUGGAUGCUACUAGGCGUCAUAGUGGCUCCCCUCGCCCCUAUUCAUGCUUGCUCCAUCGACCCGCUUCCUCACCUCAGCAUCAAGGAUACUCCCAUCGAGACUUCUUCAGCACAGUACAUCCUCCAACAGAAUAUAGCUACAUCAGGAGGUUUCAAGCUUCUUAGUUCCAUUAGGAAUACAUAUUCAAUGGGGAAGGUGAGGAUGGUGGCUACUGAGUUUGAGACGGCAACCAGGAUCACCAAAAACAGGAACCCAACAAGGGAUGCUGAGUCUGGUGGAUUUGUUCUCUGGUGUAUAUCUCAGCUACCUUUAGGAAGAUUGAGAAAAUGUCUGAUCUGA
Zingiber officinale is the source of this 681-nucleotide messenger RNA. RefSeq lists its product as uncharacterized. The coding region runs from base 1 to 681 and encodes 226 amino acids. The record is from RefSeq and is a predicted model, not a curated record. Lineage: Eukaryota; Viridiplantae; Streptophyta; Magnoliopsida; Zingiberales; Zingiberaceae. The transcript has 2 exons.